Molecule: messenger RNA, 633 nt
Organism: Chrysochloris asiatica (Cape golden mole)
Lineage: Eukaryota; Metazoa; Chordata; Mammalia; Afrosoricida; Chrysochloridae
Product: NKG2D ligand 1-like
Exons: 3
Coding region: 1-633 (210 amino acids)
Biological process (GO): positive regulation of T cell mediated cytotoxicity; immune response; antigen processing and presentation of endogenous peptide antigen via MHC class I via ER pathway, TAP-independent
Cellular component (GO): external side of plasma membrane
Source: RefSeq, a predicted model, not a curated record
AUGGAGCGCACUCCCGGCACCGCGUCCACCCAUGUCUUCUUGCUUCUACUGCUGCUGCCCGACUGGACGUCGCUGACAAGGGCCGAUGCUCAUUGUCUUUGCUACAACUUCACUGUCAUGUUUAAGUCCCCACCUGAACAGCCAUGGUGUAAAGUUCAAGGUCAGGUGGAUGAAAAUACUUUUCUUUACUGUGACUGUGGAACCAACAAGAGCAUAAACUUGAGUUUCCUGGGGAAGACAGUGAAUGCCACGAAGGAGUGGGAGGAACAGAUCAAAACAUUAAGAGAAGUGGUGAAAGAGCUUCGACUGAAAAUAUCUGACAUUAAACUGGAGAAUUACACAACCACUGCUCCUCUCACCCUACAGGCCAAGAUGUGUUGUCAGCGUACAGCAGGUAAGCGCACCGGAGCAUCCUGGAAAUUCGGCUUUGGCGGACAGACGUUCCUCCUCUUCCAUUCGAGGAGCAGGAAUUGGACAGAGGUUCGUCCUGGAGCCAGGCUGAUGAAAGAAAAGUGGGAGAAGGACAGAGAACUGAACGGAUUCUUCAAGAGACUCUCAGAGGGAGACUGCAAUAAAUGGCUUAGAAAGUUUUGGGACCACUGGGAGAAAAUACUGGAGCCAACGGGUAAGUAA